UUGGCUCAAUGUUUGGUGCAGGAAUGGAGUGAUAUGUUUUCUGUGUGUGGAUGUCUAUGUUCUGUGACAGACGGACUACUUCCACCUGUUCCUGUGUGUCGCUAUCAUCGUGCUGUACGGCGAGGAUGUCACAGAGCAGCAGCUCGCUACAGAUCAAAUGCUGCUGCACUUUAGUAACCUCUCCAUGCACAUGAAUGGAGAGCUGGUGCUGAGGAAGGCACGUAGCCUGCUCUACCAGUUCCGCCUUCUUCCCAGAAUUCCCUGCAGCUUACACGACCUGUGUAAACUGUGCGGGCCAGGAAUGUGGGAUAGCCGUUACAUCCCGGCCAUAGAAUGUUCCGGAGAGCAUCCCGACUCUCAGAGCUGCCCCUAUGGAGGCACCGCCACUCCCGAGAGCCCACCCUUACCCAGCCCCAACCAGCCCAACGAGGGCAAGAGGGGCUCCAAGACACGAGACAUUUUCACUUUCCGCAAGCACUCCUGACUCGAGCACACCUCAGGAACGUCGAUACCCAUAAGGCUUAGCCUCUGAGCCGCAUUUCAGGUCUCCAUUGUGUUUUACUCAACAUCUGGUAUGAAUCACUGCCUUGUGCAUAAAUGAUACCAAUGUUGACAACCUCUUUUGGAGGUUGAGGAACUUCAUCAACUUGUGUUUCAUCAAUAAUUCACAGGUACAAUUAUCACAAACAAUCAAGACUAAGUCUUCAUCUAUCAUUAAGUCACAUCUUGCGGGCUGACAUCUCAGAAUUUUUUUUUUGGCUUUUUUUUUAUAUCGACAAUGUAUGCAUGUAUUAAUGUAUGUGUGUGGUUUGUUACCACAGUCGAAGUACAUUUGUGUUUAUUCUGUUUAUUCGCAUAUAUUUGUUCCUUUUUUGUGCAAUUCUCAACUAUGAAUCAAACUGUCAGCCAAUAUGAAGUGGGAUACUGUUAUCAGUGGCUCUCUGACAUCAAAACAUUGUUUUAUGAUCAUCUAUGCCUUUCAUAUCCUCACAAUAAAUAUUAUGAUAUAUAGAUGAGAAGAUCAUCUUCUUAUCACGAGUCCUUGAAGAUCUUGAAGUCAAUGUGAAAUCAAAAUUUAUGCUAUUAUGUGACUUUUUUUUUCCAACAUUAUGCCACACCAUGUGGCAUAAUGUUGGGGAAAAAAAGUCAGAUGUAUUUGUAAUCAGUUUGAAAGUUGAAAUUUCUGAUCUAAGACCUUUAUUGAAUGCAUGCCAUUAUAAUGAGAGCAAGUGUCCCAAUUCAGAGGCUGCAUCCUUCGAAGGCUGCAUUCAUUGAAGACCCAAUGCAUCACAGUGGGCCACACGUCCUGCCGAUUUAGUUUUACCGGGUUUAUUAUUUUAAAAUAAGGUAAAUACAUUAGAAUGUCAAUAAAUGUACCAA
This is a messenger RNA of Sinocyclocheilus anshuiensis, 1380 nucleotides long. Its product is annotated as TBC1 domain family member 16-like. The record is from RefSeq and is a predicted model, not a curated record. Bases 158 to 484 code for a protein of 108 amino acids. NCBI's taxonomy places the organism in Eukaryota, Metazoa, Chordata, Actinopteri, Cypriniformes, Cyprinidae. The transcript has 2 exons.